This is a messenger RNA of Setaria italica (foxtail millet), 3584 nucleotides long. RefSeq lists its product as uncharacterized. The coding region runs from base 158 to 3361 and encodes 1067 amino acids. The transcript is spliced from 3 exons. Lineage: Eukaryota; Viridiplantae; Streptophyta; Magnoliopsida; Poales; Poaceae. The record is from RefSeq and is a predicted model, not a curated record.
ACGAGCUGACCACGCCGCGCGCCUCCGUCACCGUCACUCCACUACCCCGUCGCUUUCCUCUCUCUCUCGCGUCGCCAUCGGCGCCGCGGCGCGGGAAACUGAGCCCCGGGGGGAAGCAAGCCCCUCGCCUCGCGCGCUCGCCCGCCCGCCGCCUGGGAUGGCGGCCGCCGGCGCGCCGUUCUCCAUCCGGGAGUACGCGGCGCGGGCGAGGGCGGAGGGCGGGGGCUGGCCGUUCGGCGGGGACGCGGGGACGCUGCCGCCGGUGGAGGUGCGGUGGUUCAGGUGGUGGGAGGACGAGGCCGCGGCGGCGGCGGAGGACGAGGAGGGGGAGGUGGAGAGGAGGAUGGCGGCCAAGCGCCGGAAGCGCUCCGUCGCCGAGCUCUUCGCCGCCGUGCCGCGGGUGGCCCGGGGCCAGCGCCGCGGGAAGGGGAAGGCCGCCAAGAGGAAGCCGGAUGGCAAGGGGAAGCUAGUGCUCCCUGUGCCUGUCAGGGUUAAGGCGAGCAGUGGGAACAAGAAGAAGAAGAAGAAGAAGAAGAAGAAGAAGAAGGCCCCGGCCGGGACCGAUGCGAGAGAAAAGGAGAAAAAGAGUGGGGUAAAAGCUACCCCAAUUAGCAUUUCUCAGUUGUUUCAACAUUCCAUAAGAAAGAAGAAGCCCGAGAAUGCUCUUAGCAAGAAAAAGGGAAAUCAAGAGGUCUUGGUUUUACUAGACAGAAAAAGUAAGGGAAACAGAAAGUCAGUUUUGGAAAGACACAAAAAGGCUGUAACAAACAGUGUUAAAGCUCAAAGCAUUUGUAAGCAGCAAUCAGAAGCAGGGUUCUGCACAGUACUGGAUAACACAGAUAUUAGGUGUAAAUCGAGUUCUUGCAAAUCAAAGCAUGUUACAUUUUCUGAUGGCACCGACAUAUUCAGAUGGACUGCGCAUCUACCUGAAGGUAAUACAGAGCAACCACAAUCAGUACAGACAUCCCAGCAACCCACUCCGGAAGGUUGUGAUCACCGCAAUACAGAUAAGACACAGUUGGUCUAUCAACAAGCAGAUGGUAUAUCAGGGGCAGUGGAGAAUACCAGCUCUUUAUCUGAAAAUGUAGUAUCAGCUGGUGUUUACCAUACUGCCCCACUUACCAAACCGAAAGAUAGGACUAUACUGAGCAAUUCAGUGGAUCUGAAUCACUGUAUAGAAACUUCUAAUAGCAGUAAUUGUCUGAACUCCAUUAGUUUGGCACGUCGUAAGGUGCCCUGUCAAAACUUCAACGAUGUGAACUCUCAUCUAGACAGCGACGAUGGCUUAAGUCCUGAUGUUGAGUGUCUUGGAGAAAGAAACCAUAUGCUAUCACAAGCAUCAUAUGCUCCUAGUUUGACAGCCAAGGCAAUAUCUGGUGAUAGGGGUCCAUUGUCACAACCUUCCAGUUCUUGUUUAUAUGCUAGGAGCAGAAGCACAUUGCAGGAGAGGCUGGUUGCUAAUUAUCAAGUUCAUACUGAGCUUCUUAGAUCUGGUAAAGAUGCUGUGAGAAGCAUAAACUCCUCAAUAGGAUCAAAUAAACCAGCAGGCGCACAAGCCACGGAUUGUGUAGCUGCAGGCAGGAACAUGCACUUUGGUGAUGACUAUCUUGGCCUUCCUAUUAAUUCACGAGGUGAAUUCGUUAAGGUUCAUCCUGGUUGCACCCCUAAUUCUGCUGACAUUUUUAAGAGGCAGUGCUUGGGAGAGAAUUCUUCAAGUCCCUCAACUAUUCCAACCAUUUUCACUCCUAGUACUUGCAUGGAUCAUGUCAAUUUGAGAUCCAACCAUCAUGCUCAAGAAAUUUGUACAGUAGAUCGAUCUGUGUUUCAUGCAGGUCCUCGUUUUACUCCAGCAACUGCAACAGCAUAUGGGAUGGAUUUCAGACAGUUGCCAAGUUCUGAAAGAACAAAAGUUCAUUACUAUAGAAUUCCGAGCAACAAGUAUCCAUGUACCAACCAACAGGAGCUUUCAGUUGAAUGUUUUUGCUCUGGAUGCAUGGGGCAUCACAAUCCACAGCAGAAGCUAAUUGGGAUGCAGAGCCACUGUCUAAGACAGAACAGUGGGCAGAACAGCCAGCACAAUGCCGAAACAACAAUGCGCCUCAUGGGGAAAACAGUUACACUUGGAACCAGUGCCAUGCAAUGUAGAGGUCUGAAUAAUGAAACUCCAUCUUCCAGUAAACAAACUCGAGCUGAAGAUUUUCAGGGAGCACAUAUGAACGUUUUUCCACUACCGUUCCAUGGAGGACUGGUUGAUCCCCCUUCUGCAUGUAGGAUUUCAGAUAGAGAGAGACAACCAUCUGGAACAUCACAUUUUUGUUUUGUUCCAGCUGCUAUACCAAGUUUUGUGCUUGAUACCAGUAGUUUCAGAACAAAUAGUCACCACCAGCAACCUGAAGUAGGAACAGCAAAUAAUGCGAAUGUUCAUCCAGCAGGUGAAGGUGAAAUAGGGCAGAAGCAGCCAGUUAUGGAAAAGCAAGUUCAGCGUAACGCUGAAGACAUGGUGUCGGGUUCUGUGCACCGCAGGCACACUCAAACUGUUGCACCAGAGUCAUCCUUAAAUAGAAGGAACAACAUCAGAAACUUCAUGGAAGAAAGACCGGUGCCGUACCUAUCCAGUUACCUUCCACAACAGUUUAGCAGAACGACGCAGAGGCCUCCAAUGUCAUCGUUUCCGUCAGGCUAUCCUAUUCAGAAUGCUCCUGGUUUGACAACCCAAACAAAAUUCACCUCCCUCCGACCAUUGCCGCCUUCGGUCAUCCCUUCCCAGGGUUACAUCGCUGACUACACACCGCCUCAUGGAUCUGUUACCGCCUUUCACCCACCAGUUCCGGUACCCCAUCCAGUGAGCAAUCCUAGUGCUCCUGGCUAUGCGAUAUUCGAAGACAAGAGCAUGAGAUGGACUACGAUGGGAUCAAAGCCUGAGGGAUUGGAACAUACGAGGAGAAACUGUAAGAGACCUGCAGAAAAGGAUGAUAUGUUUCUGACAUUAGCAAAGAAGCCGUACACAGCUGCUGGGAAGGAGCUAACCAUGUUACCAUUCCCAGAAAAGGGUCUGGAGUUCCGUGGAUCCAGACCACCAGAUCCACAGGCACGAGACAUGCCUAUCUGUCUCGACGAGCCUGAAGCGGAUCUCCGACUUGGACACAGAGAGUCACAAGCCACAUGGUCAGCUCCUGCCAACGCACACAGGCCUCUGAAGCUGAAACCUGGAGCGAAGCAUGUCCUGCAGCCGAGUGCCAGCGGCGUGUACCAAGAAAAUCCCUGGCCCGUGCAUUCAGUUGCGCCACUAUUGGCCCCGGAGAAUGACGCUUGUACACUGAGUACGUCCAAGACGCGAGGCGCCGAAACCUACAAAUUCUAGCGUGUCUUGGCUGUAAGUGAAGUACCUGUAUGAAUUGGGGUGCCUCAUGCCAUGAAGCAGGCGGCUUCGUUCACACCCUUUCUAAACCUGAACAUUCAGUGAUUGUGGUUGGAAGGGGCUGUUGGGCGCCAGAGACUUUUCCCUGAAGCAUUGUCGCGUGGUGUUGUAGCCCAUGAGUUUUUGUUCCGCUUCGCAGCGGCGAUUUGCUGAAACGGAAGCCAAA